UCUGUUUGCAGUCAUUUUCACGUGUGAGUUUAAACGUUGAGUUGGCAGGCACGGCCAGCAGCAGCUGAUUUGGAUUUAAAGUGACAAGACGCCCUAAAACAGCUCAUUCCAAAAAGAUCUCAAAUCAGACAGAAUUGAGCAGACUGACAUAUCAUUAUCUAAGAAUGUAUCAAAAAAUGUAAUUAACAUAUUUUGUAUCACCCAUAGACUGAUCUUGUUCAAGGAGGCAAAAUAGGUAGCAUAGGUAGCAUUAUUGUUAGAACCAACCCGAUAGUUGGAGCGUCCUUAAGGCUGUUGGAAGGGAAAAUCGGAUCAAAAACUUGACAUAAAUACCUUUCCAUGUGAAAAAAACAAAAAAAAACAGAGAAAAACAGAACCAACCAGAAUCUUGCCCAACUGAGCUGGAACCAAGCUUAGUCAGUAUUCCAGAUUUGAGUUGUGAUAAAUGUUUUUGUGGCAGAAGACUUCAAAAGUACAAAAGACAAAGAAGCAAACAUCUUUCUGGUACUGCAGCUUUCUAAUUCAAGUCUUCCUCUUGCAGUAACAACUUCCACACCGAAGAGGGAUCAAAAAAAGAUCUGAUUUUCCAAUUUCUGAGAGGUCUGUGUUUUUGUUGAGCCCCAGACAAAACCGUCUGCGUGUAGCAGAGUUCAAACAUCACAAAGUUUGAUGUUCUGCACACAUAUGGUGCAGCAAAUCCAGCUGAAGGCUGCUCUCGUCUCUCACCCUCGCCACACAUACUGUACAUGCAUGUGUUUGUUUUUUUAAGCCUGGAAGGAGGAGGCACCCAGAAAGAGCCACAGCGAGUGAGCCGUGAAGGGAGGGAUUAGAAGGAGAGUUCAGCUCUGAACUUGUCCAUGUGGAUUCGAAGCCGGUCGCUUCUGUUUCUCCACAUAAAGCAGCAGCAUGCCGUGCAGGAAAUAACUCUUUGAAUCCCACCCUGCUUUCAUUCCCUGUCGCUCCCUUCCCUCGGACUGGAGUCAUGCCCCCGAAUCGCGCCGUGGAGGGCUUCCCUCCGUCUGCCCGCGUCUCACUGGAGACAUGUUGCAGAGGAGAGCAGAGAGACGUCAGGAGCCGAGGAGCAGAGGAACGCUCGCUGGAGGAAGAGGACAAUUAGUGGAAACCGAAGCAGAGGGGGAACUCACAGGAAUUGCAGAGAUGAGUUUACCGACUAACUGUAUGUACCUGGCGCCCUCGGUCCAGGAUCGCUGCUUCAAAGUGCGGAGCGGGAACAUCUGCGGGUCACCGUGCGCCGUCAACCGGCCCAUAGACAUCGUCCAGAAGCGUAGGCGUUUUGAUGUGGAGAAUGGCCUGUCGGUGGGUCGCAGUCCACUGGACUCUCAGACGAGCCCGGGAUCCGGUCUGGUACUUCAGGGCAACUUCCCUCACAGUCAGCGCCGGGAGUCUUUCCUCUACCGCUCCGACUCAGACUUCGACCUGUCGCCCAAAAAUAUGUCUCGCAACUCGUCCACUGCCAGCGACUUGGAGGAAGGAUUGAAGCAUUGGGAAGUUAAUUGGCUACCUCGGCAUGGAGAAGACAUGAUAGUGACUCCAUUUGCACAGGUUCUGGCCAGUCUGCGAACAGUAAGAAGUAACGUCGCUGCUCUGACGCAUCUCCAAGAUCGUGUCGUGAACAAACGACCAUCGAGCGCCAGUCAGCCGCCGCUGUGCAAACCGUGUCUCUCAGAAGAGCCCUAUCAGAAGCUCACGAUGGAGACUCUGGAAGAGCUGGACUGGUGUCUGGACCAGCUGGAGACGCUGCAGACGAGACACUCAGUCAGCGAAAUGGCGUCCAAUAAGUUUAAGAGGAUGCUAAACCGUGAGCUGACGCAGCUAUCAGAGACGAGUCGCUCAGGGAACCAGGUGUCAGAGUACAUCGCCAACACUUUCCUGGAGAAGCAACAUGACUUGGAGAUCCUGUCUCCGCCUGCUAAGGAGAAGGAGAAGAAAAAAAGGCCGAUGUCACAGAUUAGCGGUGUGAAAAAGGCCACACAAAGCCCAAGCUUAGCGCCUGCUUGCAUCCCUCGCUUUGGAGUCAACACACCGCAUGAGAGCAUGUUGGCAAAGGAAAUUGAGGACCUUAAUCGAUGGGGUAUGGAUAUUUUCAAACUAGCAGAAUAUUCAGGAAAUCGCCCUCUGACGGUGAUGAUGUACUCCAUUUUCCAGGAGCGAGAUCUUCUGAAAACCUUCAAGGUGCCAAUUGACACUUUCCUCACCUUCAUGAUGACUUUAGAGGACCACUACCAUGCGGACGUAGCUUAUCACAACAACAUCCACGCUGCUGAUGUGGUGCAAUCCACCCAUGUUCUCCUGUCCACUCCUGCUUUAGAGGCGGUGUUUACAGACCUAGAGAUCAUGGCCGCUCUUUUUGCAAGCGCCAUCCAUGACGUCGACCACCCAGGCGUCACCAACCAGUUCCUCAUAAACACAAGUUCUGAAUUGGCACUAAUGUACAACGAUUCGUCUGUGCUGGAGAACCAUCACCUCGCUGUUGGCUUCAAGCUGCUGCAAGAGGAAAACUGUGACAUCUUCCAGAACCUCGGCAAGAAACAGAAAGACUCACUCCGGAAGAUGGUGAUUGACAUGGUGCUGGCCACAGAUAUGUCCAAACACAUGAACUUCUUGGCAGACAUGAAGACGAUGGUGGAGACCAAGAAAGUGACGAGUUUGGGAGUCCUGCUGCUAGACAAUUAUUCUGACCGCAUCCAGGUUUUACAGAACAUGGUCCACUGUGCUGACUUAAGUAACCCAACCAAACCACUGGAGCUGUAUCGGAAAUGGACGGACCGCAUCAUGGUGGAGUUCUUCACGCAGGGAGACCGAGAGCGGGACAAGGGGAUGGAGAUCAGUCCUAUGUGUGACAAACACAACGCCUCCAUAGAGAAGAGCCAAGUGGGGUUCAUCGACUACAUCGUUCACCCGCUGUGGGAGACCUGGGCCGACCUGGUGCACCCUGACGCCCAGGACAUUCUGGAUACGCUUGAAGACAACAGGGAGUGGUACCAGAGCAUGAUCCCCCGCAGCCCCUCGCCGACGAGCCCGGACGAGCCUCACGCUGAGGUGGGACCCGCAGCUGGCACUCCAGGGUCAGGAGGAGCCUUCCCUUCAUCGGGAGGAGACAAAUUCCAGUUUGAACUCACCUUGGAGGAGGAGGAGGAGGACGAAGAGGAGGCAGGGUCUGACCUCGAGAGCCCCUUAGAGGAGGAGUCUCAGACCAGUGGAGAUCGGAGACACAAUUCGUCCUCACCGUCCCUGUCUCCAGACCCCCGCAGCGGCGGCGGCAGCAACAGGUACCGUCCUCCCUCCCCUCACCCGUCUCGGACCCUGAGUCUCGCCUCCAUGUCGGUGCGGAGCCCCCACCCUCACAGGACGCUGGGCUCCCCGGGGCCGGAGGCUUCUGACAGGAACAGAGAGCUGAGCCAGGAGGGCGACGGCGUGGCCUGCCUGCCGAUGGGAACGUAAUGACAAGCAGGAGCCGCCCUGCCGCAGAGACAUGAGCGCUGGAGGCUGGAGGCGUCGGCAGGGCGAGCCUUCGCCAAUAAUGUCUGUAAAAUCACCACAGUCCCUUUACACUGGAGACACCUUCUCUGGAGAGCAGAGGAACAACUCGCCUCUGUGCUUUUCUUUCUUUUCCAGCAAGAUGAAAUGUUUUAUCCUCUGUCUGAGUGCCUGAUAGGCCUUCCUGGUUUCCUGCAGCUUCAGCUGAUGAAUAAUUGCUGCAUUUAAACUGGGAAGAGUGGAAUUAAGGCUUGUACUUACACAAAAGGUAACAAAACCUAAAAGGAAACGUCUUCCUCCAAAAUAACUGUGACAUCUGAGCAUGAGCGGCGAAUGAGGACUACAGUGGUGUGACAGGGUUUUGGAAAUGAUUUUGCACCAUCGUUUUAAUUUAGGAUAAUUAAGUUGGAAUAGGUGAGUAUGAUUUAUUUCUUUAAGAAUGGCGUGUGAAAUGAGUCAGUUAACCAAAUACGGGAUGUAGAUGAGAAACUCGACGGACCUAAACCUCAGGGUAUGAAGUGAAGCAUAAACCUAAUGUAGCACAGGUGUACUAAACCCCCCAACCCAACCCCAAACCGUCUUUCCUGUUUGUCCCAUUGAGAAAUGAGACUUUGUCUAAAAUGUCUGUCUUUACAUUUAUUUAAAUCCCUUUAAUAGAGAAUUUGGCAGAUGAAGCAAUCAGAUAUUCAAACCAGCUUGUAGCACCAUGGGAACCGAACACUUUAGACUGAACCCCGGUCUCACCUGUUGCAAAGACACCAAUGUAUAUUUAGUUUGAGCUUUAUUCUAUUUUUUACCUUAUAUUUUAAAUUGUUUAUGUUUUAAUUUCUGUACUGUUCCUCAUUGUAUGUUUGCUGGUCUUGUGUGUUUUUGUGCUGAAGAAAAGCAUUUUUUAAUCAGGGUGCCUCCAGUCCGCAGUAGCACUUUACCGUUCUGCUCUAGUAUUUAGUCACACAAAGGGCUUCACCCACUGUAGGCCUACUGAUCACAAAAAAAGAAACUGUACAGGACAUUGGACUAGAGCUCUCAGAAGGCAGAGCAGGCCACAAAACUUAACAUCUUAUGGACGAGCAUGAACGAUCCCGGGUCUCCAGCAGCUUCUAAAGCUACAAGUUGAAGGUUUCUGUUGUUUUAAUGAAAAUUAAAAUGAUUGUGUAAAC
Messenger RNA from Xiphophorus maculatus (southern platyfish), 4658 nucleotides. It is a transcript of the gene pde4cb, whose product is annotated as phosphodiesterase 4C. The record is from RefSeq and is a predicted model, not a curated record. Gene Ontology annotation, molecular function: 3',5'-cyclic-AMP phosphodiesterase activity. Gene Ontology annotation, biological process: signal transduction. Gene Ontology annotation, cellular component: cytosol; perinuclear region of cytoplasm; nucleus. NCBI's taxonomy places the organism in Eukaryota, Metazoa, Chordata, Actinopteri, Cyprinodontiformes, Poeciliidae. Bases 1042 to 3462 code for a protein of 806 amino acids. The transcript has 16 exons.